AAUGAUCUAAAGAAACAAAAUGGCGUCCGCCAUGGCGGAUGGUGGCGGCCGUUUGCUAUGGACAGAUCAAGCUACGCUAAAAGUUCUAAAUCUCAUCAAAGACCUCGACGUUGUGCACGUGUUAAAGUCGAAGCGACAGCGCAACCAGCAAACGUUCAUGACAAUUGAAGAACUCUUGUCGCCGCUGGGCUACGACUGGUCGUGGCAACAGAUUAGGUGCCACUGGAAAAACUUGAAGUCGCGAUAUAAUCAUGAGCGACGGAACUUGCGCCCAGGCCAAAAAUCUACGUGGAAAUACUAUUAUGUCAUGGAUUCUCUGCUCAAGCAACAAACGCGAGCCGAAGACUCGGCUAGCGCUCGCGGCGAUGACUCGGAGAAUUCAUCUGGAGCAGAAAAUUCGACGGAUGCUGGAAAUUAUUUACCUAGCAGUCAAGCCAUCCAGGGGUCUAGUCAGCACGGCAGUGAUGAAUACAUUGUGCCAACGCUGCAGGACCCCAGCACUUUAAGCAGCACAAAUGGAGCCCUUGUGCAACACCUUGGAGCUGCAGCACCUGUGGAGCUUGAAACUGUGGGAGCAAACACGGUGCAGGUCAAAAAAGAAGUGGAAACUGAUGAGGAAGUGCAGUGCGAGGGGCUGCAUGUGGUGACCACAAACGGUUCUUGCGAAGACAUAGAGCCGCAGCCUGUGGCUCCCAUACUGCAGGUGAUGCCCUCAGUUGAUCACUCGCUUGAUCUUGCACCUGAACGUACUGAGCUGCAGCAGAUAGAGCAAAUACUUUCAGAGCCAGACAUUGCCAAUUCAAUGAAUUCUCAAGAGGAAGCUAGUACGGUAUCUCAGAGCAGUAGCAUUGAACGAAGUGCAGACGUCCGUACUCGGACUUCGAGAAGGUACUUCUUCACGACAGGUACACCAGGCCUUGUGGAAAAAAAGGCAAGGUUGGAGCUUGAUAUUUUGGCUGCAACGAAACGGAAGCUCUUGGCCGAGCAGAUGAAGGCUGAAGCAGAGCAGCGUAAAGCUGUUGCCGAGACAUUGCUUCUCACAGAGGCACUCAAAAAGUAUGAUGAGGAGAAGAAGAAAGCUAUGGCUGAGACAAUGUUUCUGGUGCAGGAGAGAAUACGAUCAGAAGAGGAGACGCGACGAGCAGCAGCUAUGGCUGCCUUUCAUGUUGAGGAAAGACGCAAAGCAGCAGCCGAGGCGGAAAUGCUCAUUGAACACAAGAAGUACUUCAUGGAGCAAAGGAAAACUGAGGUAAUCAAGCGACGUAUGCUCCUCCUGGAGUUGCAGAAAAUGCGACGUGAGCUGAAGUUAGUGCCUUGAGUGGUUGGCCUGGAAGGUGUGUUUGUGUCAAUUCUUGGUGGAUAUGACUAAAUGGGCAACAUGUGGCCAGUUAUUCACUUGCAGGUUGUUGUGUUAUCAAUCGUUUUAUGACGACGUUCAUUGCGUGAACAAAGACAAACUGGUGGUGAAGUGUGUUCGUAUGACUCGGCAUCAUAGGGGAAACAACAGUCGUGUUAAAUUAUAGACGGCAUGUUGUGGCCACCCCCUUUGCAAAGGUGGCUGUGGUUGCAGAUAGUCUUGCUGGGCAGUGUAACAGUGCACUAGUUACUGUUGCCUCUGUUUGCCUAGCACUUAUAACAUUUGGAAAGUCGAAAUGUUGCAUUUGUUGCCCAUGCUUACCAUUCAUAUUAUUUUUGUCAAGUCAGCCAUGAAAUAUUGGUUCAUUGAUUUUCAAAGUCCACAUCUUUGUACUCGUGAUUUACUGUAUUGUUUUUUGUGUGUGUGCACCAUGUUUUUUUCUGCACAUUUUUUCUCCAUCAGACAUCUGUAACUACCCAGUCUUCCUCUGCUGUAGAAAAGCGGCUGCUCUUCUUUUUUUGGGUAGCAUACACAUUCUAAUUUCGUUGUUUGCUAAUAAAUAAGAUGACCUGAUCAUUUUAUAAUUUUACAAA
This is a messenger RNA of Dermacentor andersoni, 1950 nucleotides long. RefSeq lists its product as uncharacterized. NCBI's taxonomy places the organism in Eukaryota, Metazoa, Arthropoda, Arachnida, Ixodida, Ixodidae. The record is from RefSeq and is a predicted model, not a curated record.